Messenger RNA from Thermothielavioides terrestris NRRL 8126, 2413 nucleotides. RefSeq lists its product as uncharacterized. Gene Ontology annotation, molecular function: RNA binding; protein binding. Gene Ontology annotation, cellular component: nucleus. Lineage: Eukaryota; Fungi; Ascomycota; Sordariomycetes; Sordariales; Chaetomiaceae. The transcript is spliced from 2 exons. Bases 19 to 1944 code for a protein of 641 amino acids. Gene Ontology annotation, biological process: poly(A)+ mRNA export from nucleus. The record is from RefSeq and is a predicted model, not a curated record.
UUACAGGUGACCAAGACGAUGGCGCCUCCCACGGGUCCUAGGGGCGCCCGCGGAGCCAGGCCUGGCCCGCGGACCACACAUGGUGCUGGUGUUGGCAAGCACCGUGCUACGCCAAGGACUGAUCAGGAUGGGGACAUCUCGAUGGGCAGCGCCAUUCCAGCCACUCAAUCAACCGGUCCGCCGGCUCGUUCGGCCCGCGGUAGCCGCGGCGCUCGCGGCGGCAGAGCGGCUCGUUCAACGGCGCGCCUAGCAGAGAACGUCAGGAACUACGUGUCCGACACCGACUCCUCUAGCCGCGCCUCGAAAGCACAGUUCAACAAAACAACACUCAAAAUCCACGGCCUCAAGAACAGCAAGGCGGCGAGCAACCCCGACGGCGGCCUUCGCUCGCUCCUCGAAUUCCUCGAACGCAAAUCCUCCAAGGAGCGGCCCAUCACCCUCGGCAGAGGAGUCAUCCAAGGUGACUACGUCUUCGUCAAGGUUUCCAAGGACGACGCCCCGCACCUGUUGCGCCUCAACGGAUACACAUGGGCCGGGGCCGCACUAGCGAUCGAAGAGACCAGCGACCCGGUGCCGGGACAUGACAGGCCGUCCGCCAAAAACCCGGCCACCGCGGACACCGAACAGAAGCUGCUGGGAAUCUUGGCCUCGCGGUAUAAUGCCGAACAAAAGUUGCUCGAUCUGUCUGCCCUGGGUUCGGAUCCGACCCUCAUCAGCUUGGGCAGUUUUGCGUCUAGGUCUCUGGCCGAGAAGUCGUUCAAGGUACUGCUCUAUCUUACAAGCAGCCAAUACGACGAUGCCGCCGCGAAAGAACAAGCCAUCCAGGCCGUUUCUCUAGCCAACAACGCCAUCCAAGACGUUGCCGAGGUCUUCACACUCGCCCACACCUUGCCUCGUCUUCGCCGUCUAGACCUGAGCGGUAACCAACUCGAAAAUCUCUCGAAGCUCUCCAAAUGGCGGCACGAAUUUCGCCGCUUGGAGGAGCUCCACCUUGUUGGAAAUCCGGUUGUCGCUCAAUCGAAUUCCCUAUCUCAGAUCGUCGAUUGGUUUCCCUCGCUGCAGAUCUUGAACGGCGAGCGGGUCAGGACGCCCAAAGAAGCGGCAGACGCCCUGGCAGCUUGGUUCCCCACGCCGCUUCCCCGGUUGCCUUCCAACCUCCGGGACGGCGAGAACAACAUCGCGAGCACCUUCCUGCGCGGCUUCUUCUCUCUCUUCGACCACGACCGGGCUGCUCUCGCCGCGCAGUUUUACGAUGCGGACUCGUGGUUCUCCGUUAGCGUCGACGCCGAUCACAACCGCGACCCUAUCUCGCAGUCGUACAUCAAGUAUUCCCGUAACAUCGGGGAGCUGGGUGUCAGAAAUCCCGGGACGCAGCAGAGGUUGUUUAUGGGGGGACCCCUUAUCUCGGAGCUAUGGACUUUGCUGCCCGCGACGCGCCAUGCGAGCCUGGACCAGCUUGACCAAUGGAAAAUCGACUGCCACACCUUCCCGGGACUGGCCGACCCUUCCGGACAGGGCUCAGCUAUUGGCCUCAUGAUCAACAUCGUCAGCCAGUCUGAGGAAGUCGAUGUGCGCCAGCAGCUCGCUGGCAUCCGCACUUUUUCCCGGACCUUUGUCCUCGGUCCGAGCAAGCCCGGCGCUCCGCACCCCUACCGGGUCGUCAGCGACCAGCUGACGCUGCGGGACUGGACCCCUCAAGCGCCGGCUCCCGCCGCCGCCCCAGCGCCCCCCGCCGCCCCCAUCGCCGCCGUGCCGCCAGCUGCCCCGGACGAGAUGACCCAGCUCGCCAUGGUCCAGGAGCUGGCGGGAAAGACGGGCAUGACAGCCGAGUACUCUCGGCUUUGUCUCUCGGGUGCCGCCAACUGGGACUUCAACCUAGCCCUCGCGUCCUUCCAUGAGAAAAAGGCGCAGCUCCCGCCAGAAGCUUUUGCCUCUUCUGCGUAGUUUGCAGAGUGCUGGGAGAUGGAGUGAGUGUCCCUGCUCAUCUUUCGCGCUCCUGGCAUCUGCUGACGAAGCUUUAGAGACGUACUCUAAGAGAUCGGGAUGGGAAUGGAAUGCGAAGUUGGGAUUUAUGGUAGCGUUUGCUUUGCUUCUGUUUCUUUCUUUUCUUGUCCUUUGACUUUCUGGGAAGGCUGGGCAUGGAAAAUAUGAAAAGCAUUUGACACUCGGGUUCAUUUGUUCGGGGAGGGCUGCUCAUCUGCGUUUAUCUAUGAUCUGUGUCUCGUCGGUCGGGUGUUGCUCUGGGGCGGCCAUGGGCAAUGGGCGUUUGCCGUUUCGAUCUAUUUCCCAUGAAGGCGUUGGCUGGGCAUAGCGCGCGUUGUUUCUAGACUGGCAGGUUGCUCUUAGACGGACGGGGAGGCUCUCAGGCAUGAUACCCGGGUAAAAAAAACGUGGGACGCAAAUUCAGCACCAU